AAUCGCGCGACCGCUUCCUGCAUCAAGUCAUACCAUCCGCCGCAGCAUUGACGCCGCCGCCGCCGUCGCAUAACCCCACCUUCGUCACGCCGCGUGCAGUGCCACUCUGAGCCAGCGCGAGUCCAAGACAUCAAGAGACGCCGACUGUGCUUCUACACGCUCAACCAUGGCGACCACGGACGAUCCCAACGUCCACAGCCAUCGCGCCAGCUUGCGCAACACCUCUCGUCCUUCAAGCCGUCGUGGUAGUCGCUCUCCCCGCCUCACCAUCGGCUCACCCACUCGUGCUGAGCGCCGCGCCUCUGCUCGCUCUCCCGGCAACGUUGCUAUGGAGCACAGUGUCGAGAACCUGCCACACAACUGGCUUGGUCCCGAUGACGCAGCGUCUCUCUCUGGUGACGAUGACGAGGCAGAGGACGAUGUCAAUCGUCGCGCCGAGUGGACCAAUGACGAAGAUCCACAGGACUUCACGCGACUCUUGUCAUCUUCUGCCCAGCCAGCCUCGCGCUCGCCAUCUCCAACUCUCACAAAUGAGUCAUCACAUUCAGUCACAUCGGUCGCUAGAAAUUCAACCGCAGAUGGUUCAGAUGCAUCUUCUGGCGCUGGAACUCAAGACAACGAGCAGACCAUUGAUGACUUCGCCGAUGUCGCUCGCUUCUACGACCAGUCUACCUCGGGGCCUGACGACGUCUUGUUGGAUGAAAUUGUCCACAACACAACUAUGAAGGAUGAGAAGCCAAAUCAUGUCUUCAUGAUUCCCAGCGACUCCCACAAGUCUUCCGAUGUCGCGAUUGCAACUGCAGUGGCAGCGCAACUCAUCAAAGACGAUGACACCUAUCCACAGCCACAAUGUCUCUAUGCCAUCAAGUGCAAGGCUGUUCAGUACAUCCUUGACUCGCUCGUCACUGUCUCUAUCGAUCUCAAGGACCCAGAAUUCAAGCUCAGCAUCUUGGUUGCACAGCUCCAGGCAGCCGAAAUUCUCUCUGCUGAGGAAGCUGCGACUCUUUUCCAGUCCGAUGUUCUUUCGGAUCUCGAGGUUGCAGCUCUCGUCUCUCUCAUCGAUCCGGAAUCUGAGUGCGAUGUCGUCAUGACAGAGUAUGAGGAGGAUGGCACGCCAACUUCUGCUCGACUCAUUCGCCAACAUCUCAGCACAAAGCCCGCAAAGCUUGUGGUUCUACGUCGCUGCUCCAAUGAUCUUCUCCAGCCUGUCUUCUACAGUCAUGACGCUUCAGAGCGUGAGACGCCCGCUGCUAUCAAGGGUUUCAACGCCAAGCCUCACCAGUUUGAUCUGCAGACCGAUCCGUUGCUCACUCUCAGCUCCACCAUGCCAGCAGAACAUGAUUGCGGCUACGCUUCUGGGUGUAACAAGGAUACAGUCUCGAGCAAUUUCCUGCUCCGUACCGGUCAAUUGCCUCCCACCGCAAAAGAGUCCAAAGUCUACGAUCGUCAGCAAGCCAAGGAAGCACACAUCAGCUCUGAGGCCCAGGUGGUGUCUUUUGAUGGAGUUGACAUUGUCUUGGAGCCGCUGCAGGUCACUGCUCCAGAUUGGGUCGUCUUUCGUGACAAUCUUAACGAGCACGAGCGGGCCAAGUUUGUGCGUCUCUCAGAUCAAAAGGAAGACAAGCACGCAGCAGCAGAGAACACCUUCCAUUCUCCGGCAUAUGCGAUGACUGACCAUGGCAUGCUGCCACAUAUGUCUGAUCCAACGUCACCAGUCGAAGCUGCCAACGUCGCUGGCCUCAGCUUCCGGCUCUCCAAGAUCGGCUACGCGCCAUGUCUCAAGUUUCUCUACACUUUCCGUCGCCAGGGCAAGAAGGGCGGCACAAUCAAUCACGAUGGCGUACUGAUGUUUCCAUUCGGGCGCUUGCAUCAUCGUAAGACCGGUGAACCAACAUCCGCCAUUUCAAAUAUGUCAUCGAAGUGGGUGCCUGACGAGAAGCAUCCGUACCUCGAGCUUCGUUUCACGUCUAGCUAUGCUCUGACACAGAACAUGGAGCCGCACUUGAGCUUCAAGCGAAUUGGAGGUCUGAAGAAGGAUUUCAGCGCCUCGAUGACCCAAGAAGAGAUGAUGUUCUUGGACUUCGUGCGCAAUUGCCGUGAUCCAAAGGGUGGUUCUCACGACCUUGUCUUCCGACUCUACCCGUACGCUCAGGAGAUCCAGAAGCAAUCACAGCUGGGGCGCAAGUGGUAUCAACUACAAGAUCUUCAGACUUACUUCCCUGGAGGCAGUUCUGAGAAUCCCGUGUUCUCCAAGAAUAUGUGGUCUUCUUAUCUGCGAGGCAAGAACAACUCUGAUCCUCAAAUUCAGUUUGGCACGAUGCUGAGUCGACAUGCCAUCGCUUCUAAGAAGCCGCAGAUGCCCUUCGUUCGACAUGUUCCUCCUGUUGUCUUCAAGGACAGUACGGAGUAUGCCGUCAUGCAGGGAUAUGGUCAGACUAUCAACUAUGCUGAGGAAGUGAACCGUACCGCCGCUGUCUCAGUUGAUGAUCAUCUCAUCGGCUUCCACGUCAUCGAUGGCCAGUCAUCAACCGUUAUUGCAUCUGUCAAGUGGUCGCAGCCACCUCAGCUUGGUCUUUCCGACAAGGACAUCGUCACCAUCCCCACCAACACAGCUGCCGUUGCGUUCGUGAAGCUUCCAGGCAAAGCUGACGAUACCAGAAUCGAGAUGCAUGCUCAAGCUGUCCUGUCAGUCGCUGCUGUUUUCAAUGAUGGUUUCUCCACUGCCAAUUUCUUCAAAGUCUCCUUGAAGAUCAAGCCCAAUGCGCAACUGGCGAAGGCUAAGAUGGACAUAAUCUCCAAGGUCUCUGAUCCCACCAAGCCAGACAAUGAAUACAGCAAGCUCUGGUCUGUUGUGAACUAUGAGGGCAAUGAGGAUUGGGACCAAAAAGUCGAUCCCUUCUCCAAGAUCCACAAUGGCGCUGGCAAGCAUGUCUACAAAGACUUCGAGGCGGGUCCACCUGGGAAGAGAUGGCACAAGUCGCAGGUCGAAGCCGUGCGCCAUGCCAAGGAAACUCAUGGUGGGUUCCAGCUCGUCCAGGGUAUCGGCGGCUCAGGUAAGACCACUUUGCUCACGCACAAGGCACUCUGUUUGGUGAAGCACGAGCAGAAUGUCAUCCUCAUGUCGGAGCGCAACGCUGUUUGUAAUGGACAUCUGGAGAAUGUUGUCAACAGCAUCUCGCGAUAUCCCGAACUCAAGGAGUCAGGUUUCAAGCCUCUUCGCGCCUUCGCCCAGCAAGGCUCUCUGACGGAGAUAAUCAACAGAGGCAAGUUCUCAGAGGAAUCUCUCUCUGGUGUCUCUCCUGAAGGCAUGGCGCAACUCUUGCACAUCUUUGCCCAGAAGCGAGCCAAGUCCCGCGCCCGCUUUGCGAUGUACGAGUAUACAAUUGAAGGUCACAUGCUGGCCAAUAUGGACGACGAAGCAAAGAACAGCGCAGAGUACGAGCCAGCUUCAGUUCAGCUCAUUGAGGAUGGUCCAACGCUGAACUCGUACUCCCAGCUGCGGAGAUUCCUUUAUGAGAUUGCACAGCAUCCGCUUGAUUCAGAGGUGGAGAUUUCUGGUGAGAAUUCUGAGCCAGACAUUCCUGAUCAGAAUGCCACUGCUGAGUCGGCUACUGCUGAGAACGCUGAUAAUGCCACCUCCGAGACAUCGACCACGCCGACCACCAUUCCCGCUGAUCAGAAUGUCAAUGCUGAGUCGGUUGCCGCUGCGAACGCCAGCUCUGAGACAGCGACCACCAUUCCUGUCGAUCCGAAUGCCAAUGCCGAGUCGGUUGCCGCCGCGAACACCACCUCUGACACAUCGACCACGACUGUACCUGGCAACGCUGAGAAUGGUCUUAUGGAGCUGGCGCCACCACUGAAGAAGACCCGAUAUUGGACACAAAAGCGUCUGAACGAACUCAAGAAGGUCAUCGGUGUCUGCCGUGCAGAUGUCAUCCGAUCGGCGCCAAUGAUCAUUUCUACGGUGGACAACCUCAUCACCUCAUCCGAGAUCUCUUCAAACUUCGGUGGAGACCCAAGCAAAGUCACCUUCGUUGAGCAUGACGAGGCAACUCAGUCAGAUGAAGCUGGAACUCUUGGUGUUCAUGUCAAACUCCGUGCCGACGUCGUGUCUCAUUGCAUGUAUGGCGAUGUGAGGCAGUUGGGUCUGCUCAAGUUUGCCUCCACAAUCAAGGACAAGAAGUCUUCCAACCUACAAUCACUCGUCAAUGAGUUCCAUGAGACGAUCGACCAAUCACUCUUCGCGCGCUGGCGCACGGCACGCUUCCCCUACUCUGAGCUCACCACCCAGAGCCGCACUCACGAGGUCCUGUUCAGGCCAAUUCAGUACUAUUUCUAUCCCACUGUCGAACUCAAGGGACCCGAGUACAUUCUGACUCCUGACGAGGAGAAGAUGAUGUUUGGCAUCAAUGGCUUCGAUUAUCCCUCACCCAUUCAAUCGCGCUUCAACUGGGCCAUCAUCAAGGGUCAGAUUCGGAGAGACAAUCACGGUACUUCUCGCCUGAACUUUACCAACGUGAUGUACAUCAUCCACAUUCUGGAGAAAUACGUCAUUCCUUGUUAUGGUGACAAGACAUCUCAGAACGUUGCGGUCCAGGCAUGCUACAACCUCCAGAUCAAGGAGCUGACCCGCCUGCUACGCAAGCUGCAGAGAAAGCAUGGCUGGUCAGACGAAUACUUGCCUGAGACGAGCACUACCGACAACUUCAUGGGUCGGGAGAAGCAUAUGGUCAUCGGCGAUGUCAUGAUUCCGCAGUAUCGUCGCGCAGAUUGGGGAUUCGUGAGCGGAGAUAAGCGCGCCUGUGUCUUCUUGACUCGAGCCAAGUCGAUCCACCUGCUGGUUGGUGGCGAUUAUCACCCGGAUGAGAGCAAGCAGGUCUCCAAGCCUCGGAAAGCUGCUCGACUUGAUCCCGACCAACACGAGAUGUCCGACAACGCAUUCAUCUACCUGCACGAUUACCUUUCCCGUGCUAACAGCUGCAUCGACACUGGCUUCACCAUCGAUGAGCUCGACCAUCCAACGUUCGUUUGGACGCCUGAGCAGAUCGAGGCUGCGCAGCGUCUGAUUAAGGAGGCCCCGCACGACUUCCCAGCCUUCUCGAGGUAUUACGGCGAGCACCUUGACGAUCAAAAGAAGCAGAGAAUUCGUGACAUGAUCGACACCAUUGAGCAGGACGCGAAGGAUGAGCGAAGCGAGAGAGCAUGCAGAGAAGGAGAAGAAACUCGCCGCCGCGCCGUCGACCGAUGAGCAGAAUAACUGGGUUUCCGACUCAUUUGGGACUGUUGACAACUCCUGGGAGCCAUCAACGGAUGCGGAGGCUCGGGCCAUU
This is a messenger RNA of Pseudocercospora fijiensis CIRAD86, 5330 nucleotides long. RefSeq lists its product as uncharacterized. NCBI's taxonomy places the organism in Eukaryota, Fungi, Ascomycota, Dothideomycetes, Mycosphaerellales, Mycosphaerellaceae. The coding region runs from base 167 to 5248 and encodes 1693 amino acids. Gene Ontology annotation, molecular function: 5'-3' DNA helicase activity. The record is from RefSeq and is a predicted model, not a curated record. The transcript is spliced from 3 exons.